GAAAUAAAGGGCAUAUAAAGGGCCAUGGCAUCCAUUUCCAGUUCCAGGCAGUGACACCCAUGUGGUUCCUACGGGAAAAGCCAUGGAUUUGCCUGACAAAGACUUCCAGCUGAAACUGGAGCCAGACAUAGCCAGACAGCCCUGGACCUCAUGUGCCUGGAUCAUCCCCCUACCCCCAACAACCAGACAUAAAUUUGGUAGUCAAGGGGUCGAGGGCACCCACCGUGGGGUGGAAGUCUGUCGGGUGCAUGCCUGCACCCGAUAGAAACAUCACUUUGAUGGUCGAGAUUUUGUGUUCGACGUGGGUUCUUUUGAUAUUCCGUCACCGGUGAGGCUUAGAAAAACUGAUACUGUACACCAUCAUGAUGGUACAUGCAUCAGUUUUAUCAUGUACCUUUAUGUCCUCGCGUUUCGUGUUUGCUCGUCUACCACUGGUGGGGGGGGUCCUUUUUGCAGGAUCAACGGGCACGCGCGGUCCACGGGGUCAGGGUCACCAUCGCUCGCCAUGGCAACGAAGAAGGCCUCGAAGGCUUCCAAGUCAGCAGACUCCAUCAAUGCGCGCUUGCAGCUGGUCAUGAAGAGCGGGAAGUACUGCUUGGGACUGAAGACCACUCUGAAAACCCUGCGUCAGGGGAAGUCCAAGCUGGUGCUGAUCUCCAACAAUUGCCCCGCCUUGCGCAAGAGUGAGAUCGAGUACUACGCCAUGCUGGCGAAGACCGGGGUGCACCACUUCCAUGGCGACAACAACGAGCUGGGCACCGCCUGCGGCCGCUACUACCGGGUGAGCUGCUUGUCCAUCACCGACCCAGGCGACUCCGACAUCAUCCGCAGCUUGCCCGGCCAGGAAUGAGUGGAGACAGAGACGAAGACAACGCGAUGCCCAGGAAAAGGUGCGA
Messenger RNA from Durusdinium trenchii, 896 nucleotides. The record is from the annotation of a GenBank genome assembly. NCBI's taxonomy places the organism in Eukaryota, Dinophyceae, Suessiales, Symbiodiniaceae.